Molecule: messenger RNA, 5758 nt
Organism: Andrographis paniculata
Lineage: Eukaryota; Viridiplantae; Streptophyta; Magnoliopsida; Lamiales; Acanthaceae
Product: ATP-dependent RNA helicase DEAH12, chloroplastic-like
Exons: 3
Coding region: 182-5452 (1756 amino acids)
Biological process (GO): spliceosomal complex disassembly
Cellular component (GO): catalytic step 2 spliceosome; intracellular anatomical structure
Molecular function (GO): zinc ion binding; ATP binding; RNA binding
Source: RefSeq, a predicted model, not a curated record
GAGAGACACUGACAGAGAAGAGACUUCUCGUACGCGCCGCCUAAUUUUGCAGCCAGCGAUACCCGAUUCCUAUUUCCCUCCCUCUCUGCAAAUCCGCACCCCAUCCGUCGGCAUCUUCAUCCUUUCUUUAGGGUUUUCAAGAGUUUUUUGGGGGGGAAAUUCUUUCUUUCGAAAUUCUACAAUGUACCGUGCAGGCGGGUCCGCGUCGGACGGCCGUCGGAGUUCCAGUUUCGGCGGCUACCACCGUAGCCGCUUUAAUCCGCCGCACCAGUACCACCAACAACGCCCGCCCCUCCGCUGCCUUCCGUACCAGCAGGACCAUUGGAACCCUCACUACCGCGAUCGCUCCCCCGCGCCCGCCCCGCCGCCUCCCCGGCCCAAUUUCGCUGUCCACCUACGGUCCGACGCUCGCCACGCCGUCAAAGAGGCGGAGGCGGAAGCGGUUGUUCGGAGGCUAAAGUGUAAACCGCAGAAAUCGGAUUUUGUGUCGUCGAAUUUUGUUUGCGGGAAACUUUUCUACGAACAGUGGAGCGAGGUGCUGGAGACCGUGGUUCAGUUGUGGGAAUUCAAAUUGAACGACGCGGAGCUUCGAUUUUGGCCUAGGGUUGUGAGCAACAUCCAAUUGCCUUCUGAUAAGUCCGAAUUGGACGAUCGAUUGAAGGUGUUGUUUCUGGAGAAAUUGAAGGGUUUGAAAAAGGGGGAUUUGGUGGAUAAGUGGGAGGAGAAAGUGAGGACAUUAAGGGACGAGAUAAGCCGUCUUGUAGCCCUGUUGCGAAAGGGGCAGAGGUUACGGUAUGCUAAUGAGAUUUGGAGGAAGAAGCAGGGUUUGGUUGAUGAGAAAGAGUUGAUCGUGAAUCGACUGCAGGAGUUCCAAACUGGCAUUAGCUGUAUUGAGAAUUAUAUAGUGAGCGAGGGGAAGACUGAAGUCAGGGAGGUUUUCGAAUUUCCUGAAGCGGAGAUUGAGUGGGAGAGGGUGUAUAAGUUGAUGAUGAGGGAAUGCAGGAGGCUUGAUGAUGGACUGCCGAUUUACACUCAUCGUCAGGCCAUCCUUAGGACAGUUCGUAGCCAACAGGUCACAGUUCUGAUAGGCGAGACUGGUUCUGGGAAAAGUACACAGUUAGUUCAAUUUCUUGCUGAUUCUGGAGUUUCGGGAAAUGAGUGUAUUGUUUGUACUCAGCCCCGUAAACUUGCUGCCAUCUCACUCUCAGAAAGGGUUAAAGAGGAAAGCCUUGGUUGCUACAGAGACAGCGCUUCAGUAACCUGUUAUCCAUCGUAUUCGAGUUUUGAUGAUUUUGAGUCCAAAGUGAUAUUCAUGACUGAUCACUGCCUGUUGCAACAUUACAUGAGCGAUAAGAAGUUAUCCAGGAUUUCAUUCAUUAUCAUCGAUGAGGCUCAUGAAAGAAGCUUGAAUACGGAUCUACUUCUGGCACUGAUCAAGAAUUUGCUGUGCCAGAGGUCAAAUCUGAGACUCAUCAUUAUGUCUGCAACUGCUGAUUCAGAUCAAUUAGCAAAGUACUUCUUUGGCUGCCAAACUUUGCACGUGGCUGGUAGAAAUUUCCCUGUCGAUGUUAAAUAUAUGCCUGGUGAUUCUGAUGGAUUUUCAAGAUUGGUGUCGGGAUCAGGAUCAAUACCUUCGUAUGUUCUUGACGUUCUAAAGACAGCGACUGAGAUCAACAGAACUGAGAAGGAAGGCACUAUUCUUUCGUUCUUGACAUCUCAAGCAGAAGUAGAAUGGGCUUGUGACAAUUUUAAAGGUUCUUCGGCUAUCGCAUUGCCUUUGCAUGGAAAACUUUCUUAUGAGGAGCAACAUCGAGUAUUUAUGUCAUACCCAGGAAAAAGGAAAGUUAUCUUUGCCACCAAUGUUGCUGAAACAUCAUUGACUAUUCCUGGUGUGAAGUAUGUGAUUGAUCCGGGUAUGGUUAAGGAGAGCAGGUACGAACCUGCUACGGGCAUGAAUAUUCUGAGGGUUUCUUGGAUCAGUCAAAGCUCUGCAAAUCAACGAGCUGGAAGGGCUGGAAGAACCGAACCAGGGACAUGUUAUAGGCUCUACUCAAAGAGUGAUUUUGAUUUGAUGUUACCUCAUCACGAACCGGAAAUUUACAAGGUUCAUCUUGGUGUUGCAGUUUUGAAAAUUCUAGCAUUGGGUGCUAAUGACGUGCAGGAUUUUGACUUUGUCAAUGCCCCGAGUGCUGAUGCUAUCAAUAUGGCUGUACAAAAUCUCAUUCAGUUAGGAGCCAUUUCCAUGAAGAACAAUGCUUUUGAAUUAAGUGUAGAAGGACGGGACAUGGUAAAGUUGGGCAUUGAGCCUAGGCUUGGGAAAAUAAUUCUGCAGUGCUUCCGUUAUCGCUUGGGUCGAGAGGGUCUUGCUCUUGCUACAGUGAUGGCGAAUUCAGGCAACAUAUUUUCCCGAGUUGGAACUCAAGAAGAUAAGCUGAAAUCUGAUUGCCUAAAGGUGCAUUUUUGUCAUCCCAAUGGCGAUCUCUUCACAAUGCUCGCCGUCUAUAAGGAGUGGGAGUCUGUCCCGAGAGAAAAGAAGAACAUCUGGUGUUGGGAAAAUAGUAUCAAUGCAAAGUCCAUGAGGAGAUGCCAGGACACUAUCCUGGAGCUCGAAUCCAUUCUUAGAAAUGAUUUACAUGUCAUUGUGCCGAGUUAUUGGCGUUGGAACCCCCAAGAGCGAACCGGACAUGAUAAGAAGUUGAAAGAUGUGAUACUCUCUUCGCUGCCCGAAAAUUUGGCUAUGUACUCAGGCUAUGACCAGCUUGGUUAUGAGGUGGCGUUCACGAAGAAGCAUGUCCAGCUGCAUCCAUCGUGCUCCUUGCUAAAUUUUGGUCAGAGGCCAGACUGGGUGGUAUUUGGGGACAUGCUGUCAGUGUCGAAUGACUUCCUUGUCUGUGUCACUGCAUGUGAUUUUGAAAGUUUUUCGACCCUUAAUCCUCCUCUAUCAUUUGAUUUCUUACAAAUGGAGAGUCAGCGUCUGCAGAGAAGGAUUUUAUCUGGUUUUGGAACCAUUCUACUGAAAAAGUUUUGUGGUAAAGCAAAUAACAAUUUACGGUUCCUUGUUUCAGCUAUAAGAGCAUCGUGUGUGGAUGAACGGAUAGGUGUGGAAGUUAAUGUCGAGCAGAAUGAGGUGAUUGUGUAUGCUUCUUCUCGAGACCUGGAAAAAGUGUGCGGGAUGGUGAAUGAAGGAUUGGAGUACGAAAAGAAGUUGUUGCAGAAUGAAUGCAUGGAAAAAUGCUUGUACAAUGGGGGACCUACUGGCUUACCCCCAAUUGCCCUUUUUGGAUCAGGCGCGGAAAUAAGACACCUCGAACUUCAGAAGAGAAAUUUGACUGUUGAGAUAUUCCAUUCAAAUUCCGACGUGCUUGACGACAGGGAGCUCAUCUGUUUUCUCGAGAAGUUCACCUCUGGCCAGAUCUGCUCUGUCAGCAAGUUCGCAAGUUACGGUCCCGACAAUGAAGAGAAGGGCAAGUGGGGCCGAGUGACGUUCCUCACUCCUGAUGCUGCCAAGAAGGCUGUUGAGCUGGUUGAUUUCGAGUUUUGUAGUGGAUUAUUGAAGGUAGACUUUUCAAGGAAUAUUUAUGCUGGUGAUCACAAGAUGGCGUCGACUCCUUCCCUCAGAGCUAAAAUUUCUUGGCCUCGAAAGUUUAGCAAAGGGGUUGCCAUCAUAAAGUGUAAACAGAAUGACAUUGCAGCAAUGGUUCAUGAUUUUUCUAAUCUCGAAAUUGGAGGUAGGCUUGUAUGGUGCGAGCCUAGUGUGAAGUUUUCUGACAGUGUCGUUAUCACUGGGCUCAACCGUCACCUUUCUGAGACCGAUAUAUACCCGAUACUAAGCUCGGCAACAAGCAGGGAGAUCACAGACUUAUUUAUCGUAAGAGGAAAUGCAGUUGAAGGUCCUUCAGUUGCUAGUUGUGAAGAAGCAAUUCUGCGUGAGAUUUCUCCUUUUGUACCCAGACGGAAUGCGCAGGGUAAUCCUGUACGUGUUCAGGUAUUCCCCCCAGAACCGAAGGAUACUUUCAUGAGAGCCCUGAUCAUCUUCGAUGGAAGUUUACAUUUGGAAGCAGCUAAGGCUCUGGAGCAGAUUGAUGGGAAAGCGUUGGCUGGAUGUCAGCCAUGGCAGAAAAUACAAUGCCAGCAUUCGUUCAAUAGCUCUGUGUCUUGUCCUGGUGCUGUCUAUCCCGUUAUCAGGAAAGAGCUCGAGUCUUUGAUUAGAACACUCCAGCGGCGGAAAGGUGUCGAUUGUCAUCUUGAAAGAAACCAUAACGGUUUUUACCGAGUGAAGGUAUCUGCUUGUGCUACAAAAAUUGUGGCGGAGUUGAGACGACCUCUGGAAAAUCUCAUGAAAGGUCACGUCGUACAACAUCCCGACGUCACGCCUGCGGUCCUCCAGCAUCUUUUCUCUCGAGAUGGGAUCAUACUCAUGAAAUCCAUCAGCCGUGAAACCGAUACGUAUGUCAUGUUCGAUAAGCACAGUUUGCUAGUCAGACUCUUUGGUCCGCCGGAGAAGGUCAACCGGGCACAACCGAUCUUCAUCAAGGCCCUUCUCGCGCUGCACGACAGCAAGCAGCUCGAAAUCCAACUUCGUCGCAGAACUCUACCUCCGGACAUGAUGAAGAGAGUCGUUCAAAGUUUCGGUCCCGACCUUCGCGGACUCAAAGAAAAGGUUCCCGAAGCAGAAUUCUGUUUGAACAUAAAACGACACAGCAUAUCUAUAACCGGUCCAAAGGAUUCGAAGCAGAAGGUUGAAGAAAUUGUCCACGAUCUUGCACGGGCGAGCGGCCAAGAAACUCUUGCGAACGACGAUAGCGACGAUGCGACAUGCCCUGUUUGUUUGUGCGACGUCGAGGAUCCGUUUCUGCUCGCCGCAUGCUCCCACAGCUUCUGCCGAUCAUGUCUAAUUGAGCAGUGUGAGUCCGCCAUUAAAAGCCACGAUAGUUUCCCGUUAAGGUGCGCGAAAGAGGGCUGCGGCUGCCGUAUCUUAAUCACCGACCUGAGGUCGUUGCUCUCGUGCGAAAAACUCGAGGAGCUUUUCCAGGCUUCGCUUGGGACGUACGUGGCGGGAAGUCAAGGCGUCUACCGGUUCUGCCCGUCGCCGGACUGCCCGUCGGUUUACCGUGUUCUGGGCCCGGAGGAGCCGGCUGCCCCGUUCCUCUGCGGCGCCUGCUUUGUGGAGACGUGCACGCGGUGCCAUUUGGAGUAUCACCCGGAUUUGUCGUGCGAGAAGUACCGUGAGUACAAAGACGACCCGGACUCGUCAUUGAAGGAGUGGUGCAUGGGGAAGGAGCACGUGAAGGUGUGUCCGAGCUGCGGGUUGACGAUCGAGAAGAUCGACGGGUGCAACCACAUCGAGUGCCUGUGCGGGAGGCACGUGUGUUGGGUGUGCUUGGAGACGUUCGGGUGCAGCGACAGUUGUUAUGGACAUUUGCGAUCCGUGCACCUUGCGGAGUUGUACUAAGAAGAGCGAGCGAGCGAGCGAUGAUUUAUAUAUAUAUAUAUUGUGUGUAUAAAUUCCCUGAGAUGGAUCCGGCACUCAGUUAGAAUGAUAAGUAUUGUCGAGGACUAGAUGGGUGGUGGAACUGAUGUAUUGUCGAGGACUAGAUGGGUGGUGGUACUUAUUAAUCAAGAGUGUCAUUGUAUAGGUCUCACCAAACUAUACGAUACUCUCUACUUAUUGCCAAUAAAUAGAAAGAGCAGAGCAAUACGUGAAAAGUAUAAAGACUGUCUUUCAGAUUGAUUAAAGACAGGUAAAUAGAAAGAAAAC